Messenger RNA from Hordeum vulgare subsp. vulgare (domesticated barley), 1151 nucleotides. Its product is annotated as hydroxycinnamoyltransferase 1-like. NCBI's taxonomy places the organism in Eukaryota, Viridiplantae, Streptophyta, Magnoliopsida, Poales, Poaceae. The transcript has a single exon. The coding region runs from base 125 to 1066 and encodes 313 amino acids. Gene Ontology annotation, molecular function: acyltransferase activity, transferring groups other than amino-acyl groups. The record is from RefSeq and is a predicted model, not a curated record.
CAUGUGUUUAUAUAGGAGGACAGCCUCCACUAAACCCUAGAUAACUUGGACUCUAAUAUAACUUGGACUCUAAGAUAAGUAAGAUAACUUAGGCUAAACCCGUAAUUAACCCUGUCCAUAACUAAUGCGGCCUGUGUCUUCAUACUUGCAUUUUACUAUACACCAGGUUACCUACUUCAAGUGUGGAGGUGUCUCCCUUGGUGUUGCCAUACAACACCAUGUCGCUGAUGGCAUGUCCGGCUUGCAUUUCAUUAACUCAUGGUCUGAUCUCUGCCGUAGAGCUAAAAUUGCAGUCAUGCCCUUCAUUGACCGCACCCUCAUCCGGCCUCGAAAACCCCCGAGUCCAUGCUACCCACAUGUUGAGUACCAUCCAUCCCCGGCCAUGGUGUCAUCCAUACCCCAGGAUCUCUCUUCUAAAGGAACAUCGCCUGCCAGUGCUGUUGACAUCUUCAAGCUCACCAGCAACGACAUUGGCCGCUUGCGUUCACAGCUUCCCAAAGGCCACGAUUUGCCACGGUUCAGCACAUACACAUUGAUAUCUGCACAUGUAUGGCGUUGUGUCUCUCUCGCGCGUGGCUUGCCAUCUGAACAGCCCACCAAGUUGUAUUGUGCCAUUGAUGGGAGGAAACGGCUUAAUCCCCCACUACCAGAGGGUUUUUUAGGCAAUGUAUUGUUCACUGCCACACCAAUUGUGGAGGCUGGCAAGGUGGUCGGUGGGCUGGCAGAUGCAGCAAAGAUAAUCCAAAGGGAGCUAGAUAGGAUGGAUGAUGACUACUGCCGCUCAGCGUUGGACUACCUUGAGCUGCAACCUGAUUUGUCGCCAUUGGUCCGAGGAGCGCAUACCUACCGUUGUCCUAACCUUGGAAUCACCAGCUGGGUUAACCUGCCAGUCCACAACGCGGAUUUUGGAUGGGGCCGUCCGGUGUUCAUGGGUCCUGGAGGCGUCGCAUUUGAGGGGCUCGCCUACAUUCUCCCAAGCGUACACAACGAUGGGAGCUUGUCCAUCGCAAUCUCACUACAGGUCGACCACAUGAAGAAUUUCCGAAAGUUGAUCUUUCAACUGUAAGAUAAUUGGCAUUACUUACCCCAUGCCAAAAUGAAGUUGAGAAAUUUGAUUUUGGAUCUGUAAUACAUUAUUUUUGAGCUUCCCA